CGGAAACAGGGAAGAGAGGGAUGGCAACAGUUCUAGCUGUCAUUGAAUAGUAGGCAGUACUAGAGGAGGCACCAUUUGCAGGGCGCCCUUUGAAUUUGUAGGUUACCCACCGUUUCAUCACCAUGGCAUUCCUGCGUGCCACGUGGCAGUUGCUGUGGUUACGAUUCCAAUACACACGGCGCCAUAAGCUUAACACGUGCAUCACUCUCUUGCUGUUUUGUGCAGCAAUCGCCAUUCCUAUUGCUUACGAAUUUACCAUAGACAUAGGAUCGGAAGUGACCACCGUCCCCGAUGAAACCUUCAGUCCACAAAAAGAUUUCCAAUAUCCGGGGGUACCCGGGGCAUUUUGCUUGGGGCUUGGAGUUGCGCCCGCAACGAGCCGCGGGAACCACACCCCGCAAGAGUUUCUUGGGUGGUUCAAGUACUAUCUGGGCCAAUCAACACUUGGUCAGUCGUUUAUGGUGUAUCGAUUAGAAAACAGUAAGGCGUUGGAAGACUUGGUCGAGCAAAAUGCAAAAACAUUUGAUAUUGUGGGCGGGGUAGUCUUCAAUGACGAAAGUUUUGACAACG
Molecule: messenger RNA, 570 nt
Organism: Lingula anatina
Lineage: Eukaryota; Metazoa; Brachiopoda; Lingulata; Lingulida; Lingulidae
Product: phospholipid-transporting ATPase ABCA3-like
Biological process (GO): lipid transport; transmembrane transport
Cellular component (GO): membrane; intracellular membrane-bounded organelle
Molecular function (GO): ATP hydrolysis activity; ABC-type transporter activity; lipid carrier activity
Source: RefSeq, a predicted model, not a curated record